GGUCAUAUUUCGGGUUUCUCUUCCUCCCGUAAUGAGCUAUUGAUCACUUUCUGUAUGUCUCAUCCCAAUCCCAGCAGCAGCAGCAGCACCAACACCACCACCAACAUUAACAACAAGCGCUCGGCUUCCGCUCAUUUCCCGGCGAUGAAAAAGGCCAAGUCCCAAGCCGUCGCUUCUUCUCUCGACAACAAGAACGGCCUCCACCACCACCAACAACCCCCUCACCACCACAUCCACUUCGACACCGAUCUCGAUUCUUCGAUCGAACAAGAUUCCAAUAUCGCCGCCUCCAGCGCCGUCACGGCCAAUUUGUCUCGAAAGAAGGCCACACCUCCCCAACCCGCCAAGAAGCUCGUCAUUAAGCUCCUCAAAGCUAAACCCACUCUGCCGGCAAAUUUUGAAGAAAAUACAUGGGCAACAUUGAAAUCCGCUAUCAGUGCCAUAUUCUUGAAGCAGCCAGAUCCUUGUGACUUGGAGAAGCUUUAUCAGGCUGUCAAUGACCUUUGCCUGCACAAGAUGGGGGGAAGUCUUUAUCAACGAAUUGAGAAAGAAUGUGAGGCACAUAUAUCUGGUGCACUACAAUCCUUAGUUGGCCAAAGCGAAGAUCUGGUUGUUUUCUUAUCACUUGUUGAGAAAUGCUGGCAGGACUUCUGCGACCAGAUGUUGAUGAUUCGUGGUAUUGCCUUGUAUCUUGAUAGAACGUAUGUGAAACAAGCUCCAAGCAUGCGCUCCUUGUGGGACAUGGGCUUGCAGCUUUUCCGUAAACAUCUUUCACUAGCUGGAGAAGUUGAGCACAAAACUGUAUUUGGCCUUCUAAAAAUGAUUGAGAGCGAAAGAUUAGGUGAAGCAGUUGAUAGAACUCUCCUUAACCAUCUUUUGAAGAUGUUCACUGCUUUGGGAAUUUACUCAGAGAGCUUUGAAAAGCCAUUCCUUGAGCGGACAUCUGAAUUUUAUGCUGCCGAAGGUGUCAAAUACAUGCAGCAAUCUGAUGUCCCUGACUACUUGAAGCAUGUGGAGAUAAGGUUGCAUGAAGAACAUGAAAGAUGUGUAAUCUACCUGGAUGCCAAUACAAGAAAGCCACUGGUAGCAACUGCAGAAAGGCAACUCCUUGAACGCCACAUAUCUGCAAUUCUUGAUAAGGGUUUCGUGAUGCUGAUGGAUGGGAAUCGUAUUGAAGAUCUUCAGAGGGUGUACUUACUUUUCUCUAGGGUGAAUGCAGUUGAAUCGUUAAGGCAGGCACUUAGCUCUUAUAUCAGGAAAACUGGGCAGGGCAUUGUCAUGGAUGAAGAGAAAGACAAAGAUAUGGUAUCUUGCCUCUUGGAAUUUAAGGCUUCUCUAGAUACUAUAUGGGAAGAAAGCUUUACUAAGAAUGAAGCAUUUUGCAAUACUAUUAAAGAUGCAUUUGAGCAUCUGAUUAAUUUCCGACAGAACCGGCCCGCUGAACUAAUUGCGAAGUUUUUGGACGAGAGACUUCGUGCUGGUAAUAAAGGUACAUCUGAAGAGGAAUUGGAGGGUACACUUGAUAAAGUCUUGGUUCUGUUCAGGUUUAUACAGGGUAAGGAUGUGUUUGAAGCAUUCUAUAAGAAGGAUCUUGCAAAAAGACUACUCUUGGGAAAGACUGCUUCCAUUGAUGCAGAGAAGUCCAUGAUUUCGAAGUUGAAAACUGAGUGCGGUAGCCAAUUUACCAACAAACUUGAAGGAAUGUUCAAGGACAUUGAGUUGUCGAAAGAGAUUAAUGAAUCCUUCAAGCAAUCAUCCCAGGCCAGGACAAAACUCCCAUCAGGGAUUGAGAUGAGUGUACAUGUUUUAACAACAGGUUAUUGGCCAACGUAUCCACCAAUGGAUGUUCGGCUUCCACACGAACUCAAUUUGUAUCAGGACAUUUUUAAGGAGUUCUACUUGAGCAAGUACAGUGGGAGGCGAUUAAUGUGGCAAAAUUCAUUAGGACACUGCGUGUUAAAAGCAGAAUUCCCAAAAGGUAAAAAGGAGCUGGCGGUUUCACUGUUUCAGACUGUUGUUUUGAUGCUGUUUAACGAUGCCCAAACGCUCAGCUUUCAAGAUAUUAAGGAUUCAACUAGCAUUGAGGAUAAGGAGUUGAGAAGGACUUUGCAGUCCCUUGCAUGUGGAAAAGUUCGCGUCCUUCAGAAGUUGCCCAAAGGGAGGGAAGUUGAGGAUGAUGAUUCAUUUGAGUUCAAUGAGGGAUUUACUGCUCCUCUGUACCGUAUAAAGGUAAAUGCUAUACAGAUGAAAGAAACAGUCGAAGAGAACACAAGCACAACUGAAAGAGUGUUCCAGGACCGUCAAUAUCAGGUUGAUGCUGCCAUUGUUCGGAUAAUGAAGACAAGGAAAGUUCUAAGUCACACACUUUUGAUCACAGAACUCUUCCAGCAGCUCAAGUUUCCGAUAAAGCCAGCUGACUUGAAGAAAAGGAUCGAGAGCCUCAUUGAUCGGGAGUACCUUGAGCGGGACAAAAAUAACCCUCAGAUAUACAACUACCUUGCCUAGACCAUCUUUUUUUACCAUCUUUUUUCUUGUAGAUUAUGCGGAAAAUUGCAUCGCCCUUGAAGAGGUUGGAUGCGUAUGAAUUCUCUUGUCAGGAUAUGUGUACAGUAAAUCACUGUCGUAUUUUUGUUGUAGUUGGAUGCACGUGUAAAUUAUUGUAACUCGAACUUGCGAUCUGGAAGUUCGCUGGGUAUGUCAAAUAAAUGGAUUUUUAGUUGUUUAUUAAUGAAAGAAAGAAGAAAGCUUCUCUUGUAUUGUUAA
Messenger RNA from Rhododendron vialii, 2763 nucleotides. RefSeq names its product cullin-4-like. The record is from RefSeq and is a predicted model, not a curated record. Bases 55 to 2505 code for a protein of 816 amino acids. Gene Ontology annotation, molecular function: ubiquitin protein ligase binding. The transcript has 17 exons. Gene Ontology annotation, biological process: protein ubiquitination; ubiquitin-dependent protein catabolic process. Gene Ontology annotation, cellular component: cullin-RING ubiquitin ligase complex. Lineage: Eukaryota; Viridiplantae; Streptophyta; Magnoliopsida; Ericales; Ericaceae.